AUGCUGGACAAACAAUUUUACAGGAUACAGAAUCGAAUCGGAGCGCGUAUCCAGUUUCUCAGCAAUCUACCGGCUAAUAUGAGUAAACACUUGGCACUGAAGGCCGAAAUCGAGCUACGCGCCUUGCGUUUACUUCAACUGCAAACACAGGUACGAACAGAAGUCUUAAGUCAUCUGAAGAAAGAUACAACGCUUGAAACGGCGCUAAACCCCUACGCUUAUCGCCGCACAAAACGACAGACGCUGAGGGAAGCACGAGUUACGGAAAAACUUGAAAAACAACAAAAAUUGGAGCAGGAGCGCCGUCGACGCCAGAAACACAACGAACUGUUACAGGCUAUUUUGCAGCAUGGCAAGGAGUUCAAGGAUUUCCACCGAAACACUUUGGUGGGGUUUUCACUUCAGUCAAAUUAA
This is a messenger RNA of Gongylonema pulchrum, 414 nucleotides long. The record is from the annotation of a GenBank genome assembly. NCBI's taxonomy places the organism in Eukaryota, Metazoa, Nematoda, Chromadorea, Rhabditida, Gongylonematidae.